This is a messenger RNA of Gavialis gangeticus (Gharial), 6955 nucleotides long. It is a transcript of the gene CDC42BPB, whose product is annotated as CDC42 binding protein kinase beta. The coding region runs from base 81 to 5219 and encodes 1712 amino acids. Gene Ontology annotation, molecular function: ATP binding; protein serine/threonine kinase activity. Lineage: Eukaryota; Metazoa; Chordata; Crocodylia; Gavialidae. Gene Ontology annotation, biological process: peptidyl-threonine phosphorylation; actomyosin structure organization. The record is from RefSeq and is a predicted model, not a curated record. Gene Ontology annotation, cellular component: cytoskeleton; cytoplasm. The transcript is spliced from 38 exons.
CCCACGGGGCAGCGGGGCCCGCAGAUGUGGGUGUGAGAGGGAGCAGGUCCGGGCGCGGGUCUGCGCGGCCGCGCGGCGCCAUGUCGGCCAAGGUGCGGCUGAAGCGGCUGGAGCAGCUGGUGCUGGACGGGCCGCAGCGGCACGACGCGGCGCUCAGCGUGGAGGCGCUGCUCGAUCUGCUGCUCGGCGUGUGCGGGGAGUGCGGCCGCGACGCGCCGCUGCGCCGGGACCGCUACGUCUCCGACUUCCUCGAGUGGGCAAGACCAUUUACACAGCUGGUGAAGGAAAUGCAACUUCAUCGGGAUGACUUCGAAAUUAUAAAAGUAAUUGGAAGAGGUGCUUUUGGUGAGGUUGCAGUUGUUAAAAUGAAGUGCACAGAGCGCAUUUAUGCCAUGAAAAUUCUCAAUAAAUGGGAAAUGCUUAAAAGAGCAGAGACAGCUUGUUUCCGAGAAGAGAGAAAUGUUUUGGUGAAUGGAGACUGUCAGUGGAUUACUACAUUGCACUAUGCCUUUCAAGAUGAGAACUAUCUGUACUUAGUAAUGGACUACUAUGUGGGUGGUGAUUUGCUGACACUUCUCAGUAAGUUUGAAGACAGACUUCCAGAAGAUAUGGCCAGGUUCUACAUUGGUGAAAUGGUGCUUGCUAUACAUUCCAUACAUGAGCUACAUUAUGUGCACAGGGACAUAAAGCCUGACAAUGUUCUUUUGGACAUGAAUGGUCAUAUACGGCUGGCAGACUUUGGAUCCUGUUUGAAGAUGAGUGAAGAUGGCACUGUACAGUCUUCAGUGGCAGUGGGUACACCUGACUACAUCUCCCCAGAGAUAUUGCAAGCGAUGGAGGAUGGGAUGGGCAAAUAUGGACCAGAAUGUGACUGGUGGUCUCUAGGUGUCUGCAUGUAUGAAAUGCUGUAUGGAGAAACUCCCUUUUAUGCUGAAUCCUUAGUGGAAACCUAUGGGAAGAUUAUGAAUCAUGAAGAACGAUUUCAGUUUCCAUCCCAUGUUACAGAUGUGUCCGAAGAAGCAAAAGACCUUAUUCAGCGGCUUAUCUGCAGUCGGGAACGUAGACUAGGACAAAAUGGAAUUGAGGAUUUCAAGUCUCAUGCAUUUUUUGAGGGACUCAAUUGGGAUAAUAUCCGGAACCUAGAAGCACCUUAUAUUCCAGAAGUUAGCAGUCCUUCUGACACCUCCAACUUUGAUGUAGAUGAUGAUGUGUUAAGGAAUCCAGAAGUGGUGCCACCAACUUCUCAUACUGGGUUCUCUGGAUUACAUUUACCCUUUGUGGGGUUUACAUACACAACUGACAGCUGUUUAUCUGACAGAGGCUCAUUAAGAAGUGUAAUGCAGUCCAAUGCAGUGACCAAAGAUAAAGAUGUGCAACGCGACUUGGAGAACAGCUCGCAAAUAGAAGCUUAUGAAAAGAGGAUACGAAAACUGGAGCAAGAGAAACAGGAUUUGAACAGAAAACUGCAAGAAUCUACACAAACUGUGCAGUCCCUUCAUACUCCAGCUCGUGUUACAGUACAUGCAAACUGUGAUAAAGAAAUCAAAAAGUUAAAUGAAGAAAUCGAGCGCUUGAAGAACAAAAUAGCAGAUUCCAGUAAGUUAGAACGACACCUUGCAGAUGCAGUGGUACUUCGCCAAGAACAUGAAGACUCCAUACACAGAGUAAAAGGACUUGAAAAGCAGUGCAGAAUACAAAAACAGGAGAAGGAGGACCUUCAUAAGCAACUUGUGGAAGCUUCAGAAAGAUUAAAGGCACAAUCAAAAGAGUUGAAGGAUGCUCAUCAGCAAAGAAAGCUAGCCAUGCAGGAGUUCUCAGAGCUCAAUGAAAGGAUGGUAGACUUGCGCUCUCAGAAACAGAAGGUCUCCCGACAGCUUCGUGAUAAAGAGGAAGAGGUGGAAGUGAUCAUGCAGAAAAUUGAUUCUAUGCGACAGGAAAUUCGUAAAUCUGAGAAAGCCAGAAAAGAGCUGGAAGCUCAACUUGAAGAAGUUGUAGCAGAAGCAUCAAAAGAACGCAAGCUCCGUGAGCACAGUGAGCUCUUCUCCAAGCAGCUGGAAAAUGAGCUUGAAACAUUAAAGGUGAAGCAAGGAGGCCGGGCAGCAGGAGCCACAUUAGAACACCAACAAGAGCUUUCUAAAAUGAAGUCGGAGCUUGAGAAGAAAAUCUUAUUUUAUGAAGAGGAGCUAGUCAGGAGAGAGGCAUCUCAUGUCUUAGAAGUAAAAAACGUGAAAAAGGAAGUGCAUGAUUCAGAGAGCCAUCAGCUAGCUCUUCAGAAAGAGAUCAUGAUGUUAAAAGAUAAAUUGGAGAAAGCAAAGCGAGAGAGGCACAGUGAGAUGGAGGAGGCUGUAGGAACAAUAAAAGAGAAAUAUGACCGGGAAAGAGGCAUGCUCUUAGAAGAUAACAAAAAGCUGACAACUGAAAAUGAAAGGCUUUGUUCCUUUGUGGAUAAAUUAACAGCACAAAACAGGCAGCUAGAAGAUGAGCUCCAAGACCUAGCAGCGAAGAAAGAGUCGGUUGCCCACUGGGAAGCUCAGAUUGCAGAAAUUAUUCAGUGGGUAAGUGAUGAGAAGGAUGCCCGUGGAUACCUUCAGGCAUUGGCUUCCAAGAUGACAGAAGAACUAGAAUCUCUGCGAAGCUCCAGUCUGGGAUCAAGAACAUUAGAUCCACUUUGGAAAGUGCGGCGCAGCCAGAAGCUGGAUAUGUCAGCCAGGCUGGAAUUGCAGUCUGCUCUUGAUGCAGAAAUACGUGCCAAACAACUAGUUCAAGAAGAGCUACGAAAGGUUAAAGAUACAAACAUAUCCUUUGAAAGUAAAUUAAAGGAAUCUGAAAAAAUAAAUCGGGAGCUGUUUGAAGAGAUGGAAGUCUUGAAGAAAAAACUGGAAGAAAAAUACAGAACAGAUGCAGGUCUCAAACUUCCUGAUUUCCAAGAUUCAAUAUUUGAAUAUUUCAACACCUCACCCCUUCCACGUGAUCUGACUUUUAGAACGAGUUCUGUUAGUGAGCAAGAAACACAAGGUCCCAAACCAGAAGUCUCACCAUCUACUUCUGUCAUGACUGCUGAGCAGCAACAAGAAGAAUCAAUUCGGCUUCAGAGGAUGCCUGCUGCUCCCUCCCCCACCAUUCAGUCCAUUUCUCUAGCUGUACCAAAGCCUAAAGCUCACCAACUCAGCAUCAAGUCCUUCACGAGCCCUACUCAGUGCAGUCACUGCACAUCUCUUAUGGUGGGAUUAGUUCGACAAGGCUAUGCCUGUGACGUGUGUUCCUUCGCAUGCCAUGUUUCUUGCAAGGACAGUGCACCUCAAGUCUGUCCUAUACCGCCUGAACAAGCCAAAAGGCCUCUUGGAGUAGAUGUGCAAAGAGGGAUAGGAACUGCCUAUAAAGGUUAUGUCAAGGUUCCAAAGCCUACUGGAGUUAAGAAAGGGUGGCAGAGGGCCUAUGCAGUCGUGUGCGACUGCAAACUCUUUCUGUAUGAUGUGCCUGAAGGAAAAUCCACCCAGCCUGGAGUUGUUGCAAGUCAAGUGUUGGAUCUCAGAGAUGAAGAUUUUUGUGUGAGCUCUGUCUUGGCAUCAGACGUAAUACAUGCCACCCGUAAAGACAUCCCUUGUAUAUUCAGGGUGACGGCUUCUCUCUUGGGCUCACCUUCAAAGACCUGUUCUUUACUGAUCCUGACAGAAAAUGAGAAUGAAAAGAGAAAAUGGGUAGGAAUCCUGGAAGGGCUGCAAUCUAUCCUGCACAAAAACAGACUUAAAAACCAAGUUGUACAUAUUCCACAAGAAGCCUAUGACAGUACUCUGCCACUCAUUAAAACAAGCUUAGCUGCUGCUAUUUUAGAUCGAGACAGAAUAGCAAUUGGUUCUGAAGAAGGACUGUAUGUGAUAGAGGUUACCCGUGAUGUGAUAGUCCGAGCUGCUGACUGUAAGAAGGUGUACCAGAUAGAGCUUGUGCCCAAAGAGAAAAUUAUUGUCCUCGUCUGUGGUCGGAACCAUCACGUUCACUUAUACCCCUGGGCCUCCCUGGAUGGAUCAGAAGGCAACUUUGAUAUCAAACUUCCGGAAACUAAAGGCUGCCAAUUUAUUACAACUGGAACACUGAAGAAAAGUUCUUCUGUUUGCUUGUUUGUGGCAGUCAAACGACAGGUUCUUUGCUAUGAAACUCACAGAACUAAACCUUUCCACAAAAAAUUCAGUGAAAUUCAGGCUCCAGGAACCGUACAGUGGAUGUCAGUGUUCAAGGACAAGCUCUGUGUUGGCUACCAGUCUGGGUUCUCUCUGUUGAACAUCCAGGGAGACGGACAGUCUAUAAACCUGGUAAAUCCUAAUGACCCCUCGCUUAUGUUCCUCUCACAGCAGUCUUUUGAUGCCCUUUGUGCUGUGGAACUCAGUAAUGAGGAAUACCUGCUUUGCUUCAGCCAUAUAGGAUUGUACGUCGAUUCACAAGGUCGAAGGUCACGCAUGCAGGAACUAAUGUGGCCUGCAACUCCUGUUGCCUGUAGUUGCAAUUCUUCAUACAUAACAGUGUAUAGUGAAUACGGCGUUGAUGUCUUCGAUGUUAACACUAUGGAGUGGGUUCAGACUAUUGGCCUUAGAAGAAUCAGACCACUAAAUGUGGAGGGAACACUGAAUCUCCUGAACUGUGAGCCACCGCGACUAAUAUAUUUCAAGAAUAAGUUCUCAGCAGGAGCAGUCCUCAGUGUGCCAGAAACUUCUGAUAACAGCAAAAAGCAAAUGCUUCGAACUAGAAGUAAAAGGAGAUUUGUCUUUAAGGUUCCUGAAGAAGAGAGACUGCAACAAAGGCGAGAAAUGCUUAGAGAUCCUGAGUUAAGGUCAAAAAUGAUUUCCAACCCGACCAAUUUCAACCAUGUGGCUCAUAUGGGACCAGGAGAUGGAAUGCAAGUUCUCAUGGAUCUCCCUCUGAGCGUCUUACCUCCUGCGCAAGAUGAGAAAGCAUGUCCCCCUGCAGCUAACCUCUCACGGCAGCAGCAGAAAAGCAAAACCUACAUUUCAUGGCCCUCAUCAGGUGGCAGUGAUGUGGGAGGAGCCAUGCCUUUGCGCAGUAUGUCUGAUCCUGACCAGGAGUUUGACAAAGAGCCUGAUUCAGACUCCACCAAACACUCUACUCCCUCUAACAGCUCAAACCCAAGCGGUCCCCCAAGUCCCAAUUCUCCGCAUAGGAAUCAGCUGACACUAGAUGGAUUGGAUCAGUCAACCUGUGACGCGUAACACUACAACUCCCACCAGUUCUGACUUUGAUCAUCUGCUACUCCACGGAGUAUUCCAGAGCCGGGGCCAAGCUGUCUCAGAUGCUAGUGCCAAGGCUGAUGCUGAAUCUCUAGUGUUGCACAAGAAAUAAUUAUUAUAUGUCCAGAUUGUAGAUACAAAAUAUUGAAAUGAAGAAAAACCCUUUACUACAAUAGAGAUCAGGCUUUUUAUGCAGAAUUGUUCACUGUUCAGUCAUGGUUGAUUCCUUUCUGCACAGCUAUGAUACAGUUACUUUGCAUAGAAGCAUUGACAGCCACCAGUAAAUAGUCUUAUUCUUAUGCUGAAAAAGAAAUAGAGAAGAGAUGCUGAUAGUGUUGUUAUUAAGCAGUAUCAGGAAUAUUAUUUUUCUAUAGAAUGAUGUAAUGUCUCAUUAGCAGGAAAUCCUUUUAGACAAAUUUGGAUCUCUGAAUAGGAAAUACAAGCAGGUUUAGUUGCAUCCUCAGAUAAAUAUACUUCUCCCCUUUUCCCAUAACUGUUUGUUCCCUAAGCCUUUAGGAGAAUGGUAGGAAGCUGUAGGUUGUUUCCAACAUCAGUAAAACCAUUAGGAAGUCAAAGGAAAGUUGGUUAUAGUAUUGUGGCCUUUUAAUUCAUUUAGCCAUUACAUAUUCAGCUACACAACUGUCUUUCUAUCUUUCUACCCACUUUUAAGUCUUGUACAUAGGACUGUAACCAAUAACAUUUUGCCCUUACCCCACUUUUUAGCCCCUGCCCCAGUCAUGAUCAUUAGUCAGGGCUUUUAAAACAUCAGUGAUUACUGCUGUGAAAACAGAUUUUACUCCUAGUUCCUGCUCUCCUCUUCUGAGAAGUUUUCUCUUGGUUUUUCAGUGUAAAGAUACACUACUUUUUUUUCCCUUUUUUUUUUAGCUAGCAAGCAUUCUUGUGGGAACACUACCCUUGAAGUCUGCUUGAAUUAAGGGACUGUAUCAUACUAAAACACCAGUCUUGUAUUGGUAACCAAAGUGGAACGUGAAGGACGUGUAAACGAGAGUGCUGCUUUUUUUCAUUAAUUGUAUCCUCACCUGCAUGAAGACCCCAUGAUUAUUAAUCACAUAUUGAUCAUGUAGAAAAAUGCACAACACACUCCUGUAUAUUUUGCUAUGGCCCACGUGCAGUGGUGAUGUUUUGCGUGUAUAUUUACUCUCAUGCUUCCAUGUAUUAUACAUUUAGUAAUCAAGGAUUUGUGACCACAUUUCAUGAAAAGCUUGUAAUUAAUUCAGUGGCUGGCAUAUCCAGUUUGUCAUUGUCACACUAGUGUGCCUUCUGUGCCAAUUCUAUGACAGUUGGAUGUCACUUAUUUAAAAUUUGGUUUAAAUGGGCAAAUGAUAUACCGAUGGCUAAUGUUCUUUUCUGAAACACUGUAUAGGACGUGCACUUACUUAGUUUAAACUGAGUGUUCUAGUCAACAUUUAAUCCUGUUUCAUUAAGUGUUUGACAGUACUUGCUUUCUCUCAGAUUAUUGAUAAAGGGUGCUCACUUAGAGCUGGACACUACUGCUUUGGGGGUUUUCUGGUUUUUACUUUUUUAAUGUAAGUCUAAGUCUUUGUAAUUAUUGAAUUGUGAGAACAUUUUUGAACAAUUUACCUGUCAAUAAAUUGGAAGAGGGAGGUUUUAAAGUUCAUACUGGUCUGUCUUGACAUGUGCAAAUGCUUUUACCAGGUUCAUUUCAUAAUAAACUCACCGUGUUUAGUCAAAGUGUU